Messenger RNA from Phymastichus coffea, 1191 nucleotides. RefSeq lists its product as uncharacterized. The transcript is spliced from 4 exons. The record is from RefSeq and is a predicted model, not a curated record. NCBI's taxonomy places the organism in Eukaryota, Metazoa, Arthropoda, Insecta, Hymenoptera, Eulophidae.
GAAUUCGUUCGAGGACAUUACGCUCGCGCCAAAUCCGCGGAACGGAAUGUCCCUUUCGACAUCGUGGAAGUCCACUUGCCGAUCGGAAAUCCAGCCAACUUCACUGCCAGCAAAAACAGACGAACCGGCGCUUGACAACUGAUCGGCCGUUUGUUUACGCGCGCAGCCGUUUUUUUUCCAAAUUCCGCAUCCGAAAUUUCCGCGUCUCCCAAAAAUCCGACGUAAAAAAAAAGAAAAUUGUCGCGUGACUUAGCGUGCGUGCGCGCUCAGCGAACCGCUCCUAUUGACAAUCCCAAGGUUUCACUUUGUUUCUUCGUACAUCUACAAAAGCAAAGCAACAUGGACACAGACGACUUGCGGGAAAGUGACGACGAGGAAGAGCUUGUCGACCAGAACGAGCACGACAAAAAAGUCGAAGACCCGGUAGACAAGACGAAAAAAGAGACGGAGUCCAAUAGCGUCGAGAAUCGCCCAGAAAAUCAAGCCAGUACAAGUCGCAAGUCGUUAAAACGGAGCCGAACUAAAUCCAGAGUAGAAACUCCAAAUAGCAGGGUCAACACUCCAAAUUCUGCACUACCAAAGCGUACUUGGAGGAGCGCAAAUGCAUUCAUUAACUUUGUACAGGAUUUUAAAAAGGACUAUCCGGAUAUGGUAAUGGGUCGUAACGUCUUUCAAAUAUGCAGUGAACGAUGGAAAAAUAUGUCAGAAGAACAAAAGCAACCGUACAUUGUUGCUGCAAACAUAGUGAAGAGGCUGAAACAGCGAAAAAUCAGUGACAACGGUGACCAGCAAGUUAAGAAAUCUAUCACCCGUGUUUCUAAGCGAAAGGCUGAGACCAAGCGAAAAGAAACAAUUCAAAAGAGCUCCAAGGUAAAUAAUCCAGAUGCUAAGAGCACUAAGGAUACAGAUACCACAACAAACAUCUAACAUUCAUCCAUGAAUGAUGCUGACUUAUCUUAAUAAAUAUACUUUUUCAAAGUCUGUGUUAAAUAUUUUUUAAUUAUAUGAAUUUUCAUUUGACAGUCCAUGAGCAAUAAGAGCAUCAAAUGCAAAUUAACUCAAUGCACAUUAUUAUUUUUCCUUCCAAGUCUACAUCUAUUUUUGUAUUGUCUCACUGACUUCAUUGCUGCUUACUACUCAGUAAUUCAAUCUCAUAUCGUAAUCAAGAGUAGCGCUUGUGAAUGUUUUGAU